This is a messenger RNA of Episyrphus balteatus (marmalade hoverfly), 6053 nucleotides long. It is a transcript of the gene sty, whose product is annotated as protein sprouty. Lineage: Eukaryota; Metazoa; Arthropoda; Insecta; Diptera; Syrphidae. Gene Ontology annotation, cellular component: membrane; cytosol. The record is from RefSeq and is a predicted model, not a curated record. Gene Ontology annotation, biological process: negative regulation of MAP kinase activity; negative regulation of fibroblast growth factor receptor signaling pathway; negative regulation of Ras protein signal transduction. The transcript is spliced from 2 exons. Bases 3422 to 5407 code for a protein of 661 amino acids.
UCUUUGAAAGGAAACAGCAGCAGCAGCAACAGCAACAGAAAAGGCAAAAGCUGGCUUUGCACAACAAAAAUCAUCAAACACAAUAUAUGAAUGAAAUCGCCAUCAAGCAAAACCAAUACCAACAUAAUUAGAAAACCAGAUACAGCAAUAUACCCCCCAAAGUUGAAUUGAUGGUUUUGCUCUGUUCGUUUUGUAUUUUUCUUUCAUUAAUGAAACACACAAAUACAUACAAAAACUUAUCCACACAGAUACUUCACCACUACUGCCACAAAAAGACCAAACAACAACAACAUUGUGAAGGAACGACAAAAAAAAACUCGUAUUGCCUGAUUUAUAUUUUAAAUGAAUGGUGGCUAGGGAAACAUUUUGUGUUUGGGGUUAGGUUCAUUUUGCUCUGACUCUGGUCUGGUCUUCUCUUCUCUAUUCAAAGAAGUUUUCAUUCUUCAGAUGGUUUUUAGACUUAACACGAACUGCGACUGCGAAUGUAUUUGUAGGUAUACCUCUCUAUGCGUUGUUGAGAUAUAAAACUUCAUGCAAGAGUGUUAUUUUCAAUUUCCGUUUAUUGUGCUCACACCCUCACUUCAGCACGCGGAACAGAUGUAGAAAUAAUCUUUCUAUGCUUUAAAGAUAGAAUGAGACGGCGUGCAUAUAUUCGAAUUUGUAUUUGUCAGUCUUGUUUGUUCUUUGGUGUCUUGCUGUGUAAAAUCGCGUCCGGUCGCCGUUUUCAUCGUCGUCGUUUUCGUCAACUUUAACGUCAACAAAAACAGGUUCCUACACCACACCACACACACAUAGAUACACACUCAUUUAUUCAAUUCGAUUGUGUGGGAUUAUCUGUGGGUGUAUGGUACACAGAUACAUUCGCCGCAUGUGUCCACACACAUAAUCGAGUCGAGUGAAAAUUAUUCGUGUGUAUAUUUAUCAGUCGUUUGAGAUAUUCCGCAUGGAGUAGACUGAAGUGUUGUCAUUUAAGCUUAUCUCUCUCGCAAAAGACUCUUAAAAAAAGCAAAAAAAGAAAAUAGCAAACAAUCGCAAAAUACGAACUUGAAAACGGGCGAAAAUAUCUCACAUUUUUGUAUAUUUAACUUAAUCAAUGGGUUAAAUAUUUUAUAUAACUAAAUAAAUUGUAUCUAGAUAUAAAAAAGUAGAACAAUUACUUCUAAAAUAUCUUGUUUACCGGCGAUUUAGAAUCCAGUGAAAUAAAAUAUUCUUAAAGAAAUAAGAAUAUAAAAAAAGAUAAAUUCGCCUGAUCUCUUGUGGAAUAGCUAGCGCUUGCUAUUGCCUGCCGUGUCGUUGUUGUCUACUUUUUUUUCUUACUUCUUCGUCAUUGUCGGUCGAUCGUCGGUCGGUAUUGAUCGUGUUGAAUACUAGUUCGCCGCAACAUCAGCAGCAGCAGCACAGGAAAUCACUUCGCUCACUUUACACCUUUUAGGCCUACUCUACUCUACUCUACCUUACCCACACAUACAUAUACAGCCAGCACUGCUGCAAAAUAGAGUCUACACUGUGUACCUAAAAAUUCAAUGAUCUUAAUUUUCUUAUGAUAUUGUAUUUGUAUUACAUACAUAGAUACAAAGAUACACAAUAUCAUGAUAUGUGGUAGUAUAGUAUCUUACUGUAGUAGAGAAACGGAUUGAAUUCGACCUCCUAAUGUGGUUGCCACAGCAUUCGUUACAUUUCGCUUUAAAACUUCAGCCCUCUGAAAAACAGCGAUCGCGAUCGUCGGUUUUUUUAUGAUCGGAAGAAAGAAGAACGAAUUAUUAUUAUUUUCUUUCAAAAUACAAUUAAAUUAAAUGAAAAAAUAAAUAAUUUUAAAUUAACAAAAAUACAAGGAGUGUGCCUUUUCUCAUCAACAAAUAAAGGAAACCAUUUUUAUCUAUAAAAAAAAUUCCUAUAGGCAACACAAAUAAAGUGUAGAUUUAUAAUUUCAACUUAUUUUACAUUCGUGAUCAAGAAAAAAUAGAGAAAAAACUCCCGAUCUGAUCGUGCUGUGAAGAGCAAAAAAUAAAGAAAAACACAAAAAGAUAGAUUUUUUGUAUUUAAAUUUGUAUCUAUUACCAAGAGUUGUAGAGUACUUCUUGUCUGUUGUGUGUGCGCUAUUUUUUUGUAUAAAUAAUUUUUUUUGGAUACUUACUUUUUACACUAAACAUAAACAUCCUGCAAGAAAAGAUAAAUAUAUAUAUUUCGAUAUAAUCUCACACCAUCUCUAUCUCAACAACACCAACCAUACCACCAACCAUCAUCUCGAUUCGAUUUCGACAUAAAAUAAAACGAAUUUAAAAAAAAAAGAUGCAAACCUAUCUGAUGUUAUAGAAAUUUAAUAUCUGAAAUUUAAAUUUGUAUCUACGACGCGAUUAUUAGUUAUGAGUGUCUAUUAAAAUAAAAAAAAAUGCUUAAGAAAGUAAAAUAAAAUAUUUCAAGUGAAAUUGCGGAGUAUCUAUAUGUCUAUAGAAAAAAAAUUUCAUACAAAUGAAAGAAAAAUAGAAAGAAAAUCGUUCAUCUUUCAUCUUCAAUCGUGCAAAUCUAAUGAAUGAAUGAAUUUUUUCUUAUUAUUUGGUUUUUGCUUUCGUUGCUUUCCCCUUUAAUAUAAAUCAAAAAAUUAAAAAUAGCUCAACGAGAGUUAUAGCAGUGCGCGCAUUGAAGGAAAAAAAGUAUUGAAAAAAGAAAAUUAAAAAAGUAUAAUUUUUUUUUUAAAGCAACAAAAAAAUACAAAGUGUUUGUGAUGUGCUGCCUCUUACAUUUUUUUUAUUUGUAACGAAAACCGUGAUUUAUGAUUUAAGUUCGCUUACACAAAUUUUGUACUGAGGCGAAUUUAUAAUUACAACAACAACAAAAAUUAUUUAUAUUAAGUAGCUCAAUGAAAGCAUACGUUACAAAAUAUAAUUUAUAAAUGCAAAGGAGGUAAAAAAAAUAUAAUUGAGCUAAGUGAGUGUUUGUGGAUUACUUUGCACCUACAGAAAGCUUAUUGGAUUAAAUAUUAUAUUCAUUCAAGAAAACAAAACAAAAAGUACAACAAUUCAAUUCAUCACGAUCAUCAUUGAACUUAGAUUAAAAAAAAAAAAAAAUUUACGGCGAAAUCAAAUUUUGUUGCAGCGCCAGUUUAGACUGACAUUUUUUUGGGAUUAUUUUGUUCAUGGAAAUCAAAAGGAGCAAACUGUGUGCGAAGUUUGAAUAAAACUUCCCUUGAUUGCUUUGUAAAAUAAUAAGGCAAUCCAAGUAUCUUAAUCAGACAGAAAGCCAGAGAAAGAGAAGUUCGAGAAAGAAAUAGAUAGAGAGAGAGAUAUAAAAAGGAAAGUAAAAUCUCUGCAGUUGUUUGAAAUAAAAAAAUUCCUAUAACGAAAGAAUGAAGAAGGAAACAAACAGUCUUCGGCUCUUAUACCGAGGCAUUAGGUGUUGUUAAACCCUUAACUUUAAUCGAUACAUGGAUCGCAGAAAUGGCGGCGAUCCUUUGGCGCCUCCCCGGCCCCCUAAACUAUUACCUCGUGUCCAUCGUCCAAGGGCUGCGGAGCCACCGAUGAUGAGUGCACCGCCAACAACAGUGCAACACCAGCAUCAACAGCAGCAGCAGCAGCAGCAACAAUUAUGUACAAACAAUCAUUCGAGUAGUAGAAUCAACAGCAGCAGCAGUAACAGCAACAACAACAACACAAAUAACAGUAGUAGUAAUAGUCGAUUGAAUAAUACAAUCGCCAGCAGUCGAAACAGUAAUAAUAACAGCAGUAGUAACACUGCACACCUAACGACACCACUCCUGCAACUGCAUCACCAUCAGCAACAACAACAAGAACAGCAGCAUCCUCAUACAACAGUUAGUUUAAAUCGCAACAAUAGCAAUCUAAGUAGCGCCUCAUCCACAUCAUCAGUGUCGACCACAGUGUCGUCGGUGAAUAGUUUCACACGACGAAGACCCCCACCGCCACCACUGGCAGCGGUGACGUCAUCUGCUCCACCAUCAUCAUCAUCACCCAUACUACCGCUACUUGGAGCAAGUCUUAAUCUAAAUUUAUUAAAUAAUAAUAUAAAUAUUAAUAGUAUCGAACCAGUACCAGUAUCGCCUGUCACGCUGGCGGCACCGCGACCUGAAUCGGAGCGGCUCACCAAUGAGUAUGUGGACACACCGUUUCGGACGGCGCAGCAAUUGCAGCAGGCGUCACGCAAUCAACAUCCGGCGGGUCAGCACAUCCAUGGCCAAACCACAACUCAACACAAUCUACUGUUGCUGCAGCAAAGUCAGCGGCAACAGCAGCAGCACAACCAACAGCAACAGCAGCAGCAUCAUUCGAGUCAUCAUCAAUCUAGUGGUAGCCAUAGUAAUGUCGUCGGCACCUGCGUCGUCAGUGCUGCUACGGCAGCAUCAAUACAUUCGAAUUCACGUAGCCUUAAGGGAGACGCGACAGGAGGCACGGGCACGACGCCGGGAUUUGGCGCGACACAUGCGACGUCGACGGCGCCGGCGUCGGCGACGCUGGCAACCUCACCCACAAUCACCCGCCUUCAACAGCAACAGCACCAUCGACCUAAUGCGCUGCCCAUUACCCAGCCGAUUACUAAGCAACCCGCCUCAACAACCACAUUCAAAAAGGACCUAUCCGCGUCCAUAUUUCAUGAAGAACCGCUCGACCUGCAUCACAUCGGAAGCGGCAACGCUAGUUCUGGUGGCAUCGGAAGUGGCAGUAUGGGCUCUCCUAUCGGAGGCAUCAUCCUCGGCGAUGGCGCCAUCAAUCCCAUCACAUGUCCUCGCUGCGAACGCUGUCGGUGUGAGCAAUGCCAAAGUCCAAGGCAAUUGCCACAGACCUGGGUGUGCAACAAGACGUGUCUCUGCAGUGCUGAGACCAUCAUUGACUACGCCUCGUGCUUGUGCUGCGUCAAAGCGCUCUUCUACCAUUGCGCCCGCGAUCAAGAUAUGGAAUGUGACGAUGGCGAUAGCACCCUUUGCGUGGACGACCCCUGCUCGUGUUUGCCCAACAAGCGUGCCCAACGCUGGGGCUGGCUCGGAGCACUUUCCCUGGUUCUGCCAUGCUUAUGGUGUUACUGGCCAAUGCGCGGCUGCGUUGCGAUAUGCGAAAAGUGCUAUGCACGACACGCUGGUCAUGGUUGCCGAUGCCAAGCAAUUGGCUCAACUAGCAGCAUGCUACCAAUUGUCAACAUCGGCCGAAGUGGGUCAACAGGUACCAAUGCCACAAUUGGUGGCACUAAGUCAUCGGGAAUUAGUGGGGGAGUUCAUAGCGGUAUUAGCGGAAGUGGCAAUGGCCAUCAUCAUCAUCAUCAUCACCACCAUCAUGGAGGCGGCGGCGGUGGUGGUGGAGGCGGCAACACUGGUGGCAGUGAUAUCAGUGCCGCCCGAAUACUACGCAAGUGUGACAUCACGCCCGAGAAAAGAUUGCUCGACUCAAGUCCUGAAUACUAACUCUAAAUUUUUAUAUAAAUAUUAACAUACAAAAAUUAUAUUCUGUAAAAUAAAACAAAAACAAAAAAAUAUUAUAUUUACAUUGAUAAGUAUAUAAAACACAUAAAACAAAAAUUAUUUUAAACAUAUAAAAAAAAUUAACAUUACAUUUAUGAAAAAAAAAAAAACACAAUUAAAUAAAAAAAAAAUACAAGAAACUACUGUGUAAGCCUAGGUUAUCACACUUAUAGGAAUCAAACAAAUUUAUUAAAUUAUUUAAACAAAACAAAAAAAAAAACAAAUUGGUGACUAUUUUUUCACUCUCUUUCCCCCCUCUUAACUGUUUGAAAAUACAAAAAUAAAUUACACACACAAUUUUCUGUUCAAAAAUAUUUCAUUAUUAUUAUUUUAAAUAAUAAUUAAAAAUAUUUUUUGAACAUUUUCCUAUUCUCCGCCAACAACCCCAUUCUCCCCUAAUAUUUAUCGAUUUAUAUACGUAUAUUCCCUUUCUUCUUCUUCAGCAAAAACAAAAAAAAAUCAUUCGAAAUUAUUUGUCAUUUAUGUAUAACACAUUUGUUAUACAAUGACAAGAAAAUAUUUAAAUAAAAUUAUCAACAGAACUGCAUUAUGUGAAUUAAAAGAAAAUUGUUUGUAAAGCAAAAAAAAA